Molecule: messenger RNA, 1691 nt
Organism: Condylura cristata (star-nosed mole)
Lineage: Eukaryota; Metazoa; Chordata; Mammalia; Eulipotyphla; Talpidae
Gene: GDF5
Product: growth differentiation factor 5
Exons: 2
Coding region: 1-1500 (499 amino acids)
Biological process (GO): BMP signaling pathway; SMAD protein signal transduction
Cellular component (GO): extracellular region
Molecular function (GO): growth factor activity; cytokine activity
Source: RefSeq, a predicted model, not a curated record
AUGAGACUCCCCAAACUCCUCACUUUCUUGCUUUGGCACCUGGCUUGGCUGGACCUGGAAUUCAUCUGCACUGUGUUGGGUGCCCCUGACUUGGGCCAGAGACCCCAGGGGGCCAGGUCGGGAUUGGCCAAAGCAGAAGCCAAGGAGAGGCCCCCUCUGGCCCGGAACAUCUUCAGGCCAGGGGGUCACAACUAUGGUGGGGGGGCCACCAAUGCCAGGGCAAAGGGGGGCACUGGGCAGACAGGAGGCCUGACACAGCCUAAGAAGGAUGAACCUAAAAAGCUGCCCCCCAGAUCGGGUGGGCCUGAACCCAAGCCAGGACACCCUCCCCACACCAGGCAGGCUGCAACGCGGACUGUGACCGCAAAAGGACAGCUUCCUGGGGGUAAGGCAUCCCCAAAGGCAGGAUCUGUCCCCAACCCCUUCCUGCUGAAGAAGGCCAGGGAGCCUGGGCCCCCUCGAGAGCCUAAGGAGCCGUUCCGCCCGCCCCCCAUCACGCCCCACGAGUACAUGCUCUCGCUGUACAGGACACUGUCUGAUGCUGACAGAAAGGGAGGCAACAGCAGCGUGAAGUUGGAGGCAGGCCUGGCCAACACCAUCACCAGCUUUAUUGACAAAGGGCAAGAUGACCGAGGUCCUGUGGUCAGGAAGCAGAGGUACGUGUUUGACAUUAGUGCCCUGGAGAAGGAUGGGCUACUAGGGGCUGAGCUGCGGAUCUUACGGAAGAAGCCUUCGGACACAGCCAAGCCAGUGGCCCCUGGCAGUGGACGGGCUGCCCAGUUGAAGCUAUCCAGUUGCCCCAGCGGUCGGCAACCAGCAGCCCUUCUGGAUGUGCGCUCUGUGCCAGGCCUGGAUGGAUCUGGCUGGGAGGUGUUUGACAUCUGGAAACUCUUCCGAAACUUUAAGAACUCAGCCCAGCUGUGCCUGGAGCUGGAGGCCUGGGAACGGGGCCGGGCCAUGGACCUUCGUGGCCUGGGCUUUGACCGGGCUUCCCGGCAGGUCCAUGAGAAGGCCCUGUUCCUGGUGUUUGGCCGCACCAAGAAACGGGACCUGUUCUUUAAUGAGAUCAAGGCCCGCUCCGGCCAGGAUGAUAAGACUGUGUAUGAGUACCUAUUCAGCCAGCGACGAAAACGGCGAGCCCCGCUGGCCACACGCCAGGGCAAGCGGCCCAGCAAGAACCCCAAGGCCCGCUGCAGUCGGAAGGCACUGCAUGUCAACUUUAAGGACAUGGGCUGGGACGACUGGAUCAUUGCCCCUCUUGAGUAUGAGGCCUUCCACUGCGAGGGACUAUGUGAGUUCCCCUUGCGCUCCCACCUGGAGCCCACAAACCAUGCAGUCAUCCAGACCCUGAUGAACUCCAUGGACCCAGAGUCCACGCCACCCACCUGCUGUGUGCCCACCAGGCUGAGUCCUAUCAGCAUCCUCUUCAUUGACUCUGCUAACAAUGUGGUCUAUAAGCAGUAUGAGGACAUGGUUGUGGAGUCUUGUGGCUGCAGGUAGCAGCACUGGCCUCUGGGUGGUGCACCCUCAGAUGCUGGUCACAGAGCCCCUCCCUGCACGCCUGGAAUCUCAGGGGGGUUGGGAAACUAUAGAUGCUGACAGCAUCUACACAAAAUGCAUGAAAGAAGAUUCAAAAAGCUUUGCUCACUCUGAAUGGGACUUGGGCUACAAGUCCCUGCUAUAUACUAGCC